AUGAUUAUACUGUGUAUAUGGUCCUGGCACUGUAACAGCCAAUCACGCGCAAUAUUAGUUUUGUCGUUUCUGUUCGAGUAUUUUAUCAAACGAAAAUGGUCGUGGUCGAAACGCGGUGAGUCGUCGGAAACGGUGGCGAAGCUAGGAUUGAAAGGAAUCAUCUACUAUGAGCUGCUCCCCUACGGCACAACUGUUCACUCAGAACUGUACUGUCGACAACCGGACUGUCUGAGGGAAACAAUGACCCAGAAGUGGACAGCUUCGGCCAAUAGGGGAGGAAUUGUGUCCCAUGAGGACAAAGCCAUACCACACUCGAAAAAAACUCACCAGAAGCUCAGGGAGCUUGGUUGGGAGGUUUUUAUGCAUCCACCUUAUAGUCCGAAUCUGGUCCCAAGUGAUUAUCAUCUGUUCCUGUCUAUGGCGAACAACUUUGCUGGUGAAAAAUUCGCUUCAACAGAGGCUUGGGAAAAUCAACUGUCUCAAUUUUUUACCAAUAGCGACGUGGGCCUCUAUGAGAGGGGCAUAAUGAUAUUAACUUGA
This is a messenger RNA of Harmonia axyridis, 540 nucleotides long. Its product is annotated as histone-lysine N-methyltransferase SETMAR-like. The record is from RefSeq and is a predicted model, not a curated record. The transcript has a single exon. The coding region runs from base 1 to 540 and encodes 179 amino acids. Gene Ontology annotation, molecular function: nucleic acid binding. NCBI's taxonomy places the organism in Eukaryota, Metazoa, Arthropoda, Insecta, Coleoptera, Coccinellidae.